GCCUCCAGUCAAAACGAAGAAGGGAGCCAAAGCUGCAGCAAAAUCCAACAUCAGAGGAGAAUCAUUCUGACUUUUUUUUAGUUUGUUUCUUUUGGUGUGAGUCCUUGCUGACUGCAAACUCUUACUAAAUAUUUUUGUUAUAUUUUGCGCCAGCCUACAGUAGAUCUCACCAUGAGAUGCUGUACUUUACUUGUGUGUUUACUUUUGGGCAUAAGCACACAAAACGGAUGGAGCCUUCCCCUGAAGUCUGUCUUUGUCACCUUUCCAGGAGACAUUCCCAAAAACUUGACUGAUUCAGAGCUGGCAGAAAAAUACCUAAAGAACUUCGGCUACAUGAAUUCUGUGGAACGCAGUGGCUUCCAGUCUAUGGUGUCCACCGCCAAGGCUCUGAAGAGGAUGCAGAGGCAGCUGGGGCUGGAGGAGACUGGGGUGCUGGAUAAAGAAACCCUGGAUGCUAUGAAAAAACCUCGCUGCGGAGUUCCUGAUGUGGCCAACUAUCAAACCUUUGAAGGAGACCUCAAGUGGGACCACAACGAUGUUACUUACAGGAUCCUUAACUAUUCCCCAGACAUGGAUAGCGCUAUCAUUGACGAUGCUUUUGCCAGAGCGUUUAAGGUGUGGAGUGAUGUGACCCCUCUGACUUUUACCCGUCUCUAUGACGGCACGGCUGACAUCAUGAUAUCGUUUGGGAAAAAGGACCACGGAGACCCCUACCCAUUUGAUGGUAAGGAUGGCCUUCUAGCCCAUGCCUACCCCCCUGGUGAGGGUAUUCAGGGAGACGCCCACUUCGAUGAUGAUGAGUUCUGGACCCUGGGGAAAGGAGCAGUUGUGAAGACUCACUUUGGAAAUGCGAAUGGCGCCACGUGCCACUUUCCCUUCAGUUUUGAGGGCAAAUCUUACUCCACCUGCACCACAGAGGGCCGCACAGACAAUCUGCCAUGGUGUUCCACCACAGCUGACUACGACAAGGACAAGAAAUAUGGCUUCUGCCCAAGUGAACUUCUAUACACUUUUGAUGGAAAUGCUGGUGGAGCUCCAUGUGUUUUCCCUUUCAUCUUUCUGGGGGAGGAGUAUGACAGCUGUACCACAGAGGGCCGCAGUGAUGGUUACCGCUGGUGUGCCACCACAGGCAACUUUGACCAGGAUAAGAAAUAUGGAUUCUGUCCCAGUCGUGAUAUAGCUGUAAUUGGUGGAAAUUCUGAGGGAGAUCCCUGCCACUUCCCCUUUGUGUUCCUGGGUAAGGAGUAUCACUCAUGCACAAGCGAGGGACGAGGAGAUGGCAAGCUGUGGUGCAGCACCACUGACAGCUAUGAUGAUGACCAGAAAUGGGGCUUCUGUCCUGACCAGGGUUAUAGUCUGUUCCUGGUGGCUGCCCACGAAUUUGGACAUGCUCUUGGCCUGGAUCACUCCAACAUUAGAGAAGCUCUCAUGUACCCCAUGUACAGCUAUGCUGAAGACUUCUCCUUGCAUAGCGAUGACAUUGCCGGCAUUCAGUUUCUCUAUGGAAGUAGACCUGGCACUGACCCCACCCCACCUAACCCCAACCCCCCUACCGCUGAGCCCACUGAGCCCACUGAUCCCACUGAACCCACCACCACCACUACUGCAGUACCUGUGGAUCCAACCAAAGAUGCCUGCAAGCAGGACACAUUUGACACCAUCACUGUGAUUCAAGGAGAACUACAUUUCUUCAAGGAUGGACAUUACUGGAAGAUGUCCGGGAGCAGCAAUGCAGAGCUCAAAGGGCCCUUUUCUAUUUCUAACAAGUGGCCUGCUCUUCCAGCUGUCAUCGACUCUGCCUUUGAGGACAGUCUGACCAAGAAAUUGUACUUCUUCUCAGGGAGCAGAUUCUGGGUUUACACAGGACAGAAUGUUCUGGGUCCCCGCAGCAUUGAGAAACUAGGCCUGCCCAACAACAUUCAGAAAGUGGAGGGAGCUCUGCAGAGGGGGAAAGGCAAAGUGCUGCUCUUCAGUGGGGAGAACUUCUGGAGGCUGGAUGUGAAGGCCCAGACAAUCGACAAGGGCUAUCCAAAGUUUACCGAUGUUGUCUUUGGUGGUGUCCCCAAUGAUGCUCAUGAUGUAUUCCAGUACCAAGGUCACACUUACUUCUGCCGGGAUCGCUUCUACUGGCGUAUGAAUUCCCGCAGACAGCGGGGAGAUACUCAUGGUGCCCGACUAGAAUGAAGCAACAAUUAUCGGUUAGUAACUUCUGUUCGAAUUAGCGCCUCCACACCAAAGGAUACCCUACUACUCGAAAAUAUACGGGAGAGAAUUUGGGCGGUCUGCCGCAGCGGAGGCCCUCGAGUUAUGGAUUUGGAGGAGAAUGAGGUGGAGAGCAGCAGUGAUGCAGGUCCCUCAGGGAUGGAGGAGCCAUCUGAAAGUGGCAUGGGAAUGGAGUCAUCAGAGGCGAUGUCUGCAGACAGCAGUGAUGCUGCUGCUUCUCAUGCACAGGCCCCAGAGUCUGACUGCCAUGUUGGACAGAGCUCGGAGGGACUUGUGGUGUUCAUCCCAGAAACAAGCUCUAGCACAGAUGUCAGAGUUUCAUCAGUCCAUCUUCCAGACUCCUCUUCAGUGGCCCAGUCCACCAGUGUGUCCAGUGUCUCCACGGUGACUCAGUCGGUGCUUGUGUCUGAGUCAGCUCAAGUGCUGGUCCACUCGAGUGCUGUCUCUGAAGGGGCUAUGAUGGUUUCUGACUCAACUGCUUCUACCUCAUCAGAUCUGGGGUCUGCCAUUGACAAGAUCAUAGAAUCCACCAUCGGCCCCGAUAUCAUGAAUGGUUGUAUAGCUGUGACCAGUGCAGAAGAUGGGGGUGCAGAAACAACCCAGUAUCUAAUACUACAAGGUCCAGAUGACGGUGCUCCUAUGGUAGCUCAGAUGUCAUCUUCUGCCCUGUCCAAUCGUAUAGCAAUAGAAGCUCUUGCCGAAGGUCCCACAUCCACCUGUCUUGACCAGAGAGACCUGCAAGGCAAUGUUGAGCCUGACCAGCCCGAUGAUCAGCCUGGACAUUCAGGUUACUUAGAAGACAGCAGCAGCCAGCCUGACCAGCCACAGCACUCCCACCCCUCCCAGUACAUGGACUGCAGUGCAGAUGGUCCAGACCAGACAGAGGAAUCUUCAUCUUCCUAUGUGGAGUGUUCAGGUGAGGAACCUGACCAGACACGCUCCCGUUCAGGCUUCCCUGACUAUAGUGGGAAUAACAGUGACCAGGAUCUGCCUGGUUAUGUGGGGUGCAGUGGAGCUGACUCAAAUCCUACCAGCCGAAGUCACUAUGUGGUGGAGUGCAGUGCUGGGUAUCCUGGGCGUGCAGUGGAUGAGGGGGAACGGCCACAUCAUUCACGCAGUUACAUUGACAGUAGUGCAGACCACCGGACUCAGACAAGUCGUCAGUAUGCGGCUGAGUAUGGUGGGGAAUGUGUUGUAGCUGCAGAUUCUGAGCAGCCAGGUUGUUCUCGUUACCAAGCAGAAGACGAUGAUGAAGAUGAUGAUCAGAACCAGGAUCCAGAUCAGCCACAGCACUCUCAACAGCAGCCCCAGCACUCCUGUUAUAUGGAGAGCAGCAAUGGCCCAGAGGCUUCUCUCUAUACUGACGACAGUUCCUCUUCAGACCAUCCUCUGGCAGACACCGCAGGUUCAGGUGGACUUCCAGAGGCACUGGAAGGCAGCGAGAGCCAGCCGGGCCCAUUCAUCAGCAGCAGUGGGACCUAUACCUCUAAUGCAGAACCUGAGCUGGCCCAGCACUGCUCACCCAGCAAAGAGGAGCCCCAAGGCUCUCAGGAUGAAGCUGGGCUGGGCAGGGACAUGGAGACAUCAACUGUAGCAGAAGGCUCUGGAGAACGACCACCAAACCUGGCUGAGUUAGAGGAAAUGAUGGAGGUAGUGAUCGUGCAGCAGUUCAAGUGUAAAAUGUGUCCAUACAAGAGUGCCUCCAAAGAUACUCUCAUCAACCACAUGAGAGACAAACACUUCAAACCUGCAGGGGAAAUGCCAAAGAAGCGUAAACGUGGACGACCUCCUAAAAGUGAGACCUUAGCCCGUAAAAAGGCAGAGAGGGAGGAGGCAGCAAAGAUGAAGGCCGCAGAGUCCCAGCAAGCAGCAGCAGCAGAAGAAGAGGAGGAUGACAUUGUGGAUGAUGGUGCUAUUGAUGAUCCUGAAAAGGACAGCGACUACAACCCAGUUGAUGAAGAUUCCAAAGGAAGACCACCUGCCGUUCUGAAAAAGUCAGCAACUCCCACUUCCUCCUCCUCUUCCUCUCAAGGGCGUCCCCGACGUAAAGCUGGCCGUCCAAGGAAGUACUCAGUUGUAGAUGAAGGCUACAGCAGCAAAGAAGCAGAAAGUAUUGCUAAGAAGCCUAGGGUUUGUUCGGAUGCUAAUGAGUCUGAAGAGGCAAGCUCUUCAGGCCUAGACAAUAGUGCACCCACGGUGACUGAUGGAGAUGCACCUGAGGCAGCAAUUAGCCAGUCAGACUCUGAGAACAAAGAUCCUUCAUCCAACCAACGGACUGAGGAGGAGUACUUCCCAAGAAAACGUGGCAGACCAUCCCGGCGCUUCCUUCGCAAGAAAUAUAAGAAGUAUAUGAAUCGGAAUCGGCACUAUAAAUCUCUCAAACCACUCCUGAGACCUCACAACUGCUACAUCUGUGGGUCACGUUUCCUCACUCUAGAAGACCUGCGCUUCCACAUCGACUCACAUGAAGGCAAUGAUCCGGAGCUCUUCAAGUGCCUGCAGUGCAACUAUCGCUGCAAGCGCUGGUCCUCGCUCAAGGAGCACAUGUUCAACCACGAGGGCACCAAGCCAUUCAAAUGUGAGGAGUGUGAUUACACAAGCGUGUACAAGAAAGAUGUUAUUCGGCAUUCGGCAGUCCACAACAAAGAGCGGAAAAGGAAGACAGAGUCGGUGCCGAAGGCGUCGGAGUUCCCCUGCCCUGUGUGUCACAGGGUGUAUCCCAUGCAAAAGAGACUUACUCAGCACUUAAAAACCCACAGCUCAGAGAAACCACACAUGUGCGAUAAGUGUGGAAAAUCCUUCAAGAAGCGUUACACUUUCAAAAUGCACCUCCUAACCCACAUCCAGAGUCUUGAGGACAACAAGUUCAAAUGUGAGUUUUGUGACUACAAUUGUGACAACAAGAAGCUGCUGCUCAACCAUCAGCUGUCCCACACCAACGACAGGCCUUUUAAGUGCGACUACUGUAAAUACUCUACUUCCAAAGAGGAGUUUCUCGUCUCCCAUCUGGCGAUCAAACACACAGGCGAGAAGCCUUUCUCCUGUGAUAUGUGUCACUUCAUGACUAAGCACAGGAAGAACCUGCGCCUUCAUGUGCAGUGUCGCCACGCAGAGGCAUUUGAAGAGUGGUCUUUGGCUCACCCUGAAGAGCCUGUAAAGACACGGCGCAGACCUUUCUUCACCCUGCAGCAAAUAGAAGAGCUGAAACAGCAACAUGAAGACACACAGAGCUUGCAGAACACUAUUGUCACUGUGGAUUCUGCAACACUGCAAGCCAUGCAGGGCAUGGAAAACGCCUCAGUGUCCCAGGACGCUUUGGGAAACACCACGAUUAUCUAUGAACAAGCUGAAUCCAGCGACCUAUCUGCUCAGAAUGCCCUGGACCUACUACUGAAUAUGAGCAAUGCACGGGAGCUGGUUGGGAACUCCUUACAGGUAGCAGUGCUGAAGUCAGAUGGAAAAGCUUUGGAGAAGGGAACAUGGAGCACGGUGACAGCAGCGUCCGGUCAGGCCCAAAAGAUCUUGACCUUCCAUGUUUCUGAGAAUGGUGAGACAGUGCUACAAGAGGCCUACGAGGCUGCCACCUCUGAAACAGGAGAGCUUACCCACAUCGCCAUUGAAGGCUAUGAGGGGGGAGGGGACUUCAGUGUGGUGGAGCAGGCAGCUGAAGAAAUCCGUAGUCCUGGAUAUAGUAAUGUGGAGUCUAGCCCUUCUCAAGCUUUAGAGGUUUCUGGGUCAGAGAGCUUGAAAAGUGACAAGUAUUAUCUUACAUCAGCUCUGGCUGAUGGUGUAUUGCAACAAGUGGAGCUGAGCAGCGAAGCUCCAGGUUCUCCCUCUGCAGUGGGCUCUCCCAGUCUCACUACGAAGAGGUUUUCCUGUCGAAUCUGCAUGGAGUCUUUCCAUGGACGCUCGGACAUGGAGAACCACAAGAGGGCGCACGUGGAUGCCAAUACUUUUAAGUGUCCUGACUGUGACUUCACCUCCACCUCCUGGCCUGAGGUCAAGACCCACAUGGAACAGCACUCCUACCUGCGUCCUCACAAGUGUCCAAACUGCAGCUUUGCCUCCAAGAACAAGAAAGACCUACGCAGACACAUGAUGACGCACACCAAUGAGAAACCAUUUUCUUGCAAACUUUGUGGACAAAGGUUUAACCGCAAUGGCCAUCUGAAGUUUCACAUGGAGCGUCUUCACAAUCAGGAUAAUCCUGCUCGCAAAAGUCGAACUACUGCGUCUCAGCAAACCAUAAUAGUUAACAGCGAUGAGGAGGCAUUAGCCACACUACAGUCCCUGCAGGGACAUCAGGCAGUGAUCACUCCCGAGCGGCUGCAGGCUCUAGGACAGGAGCACAUCAUUGUAGCUCAGGAACAAGCACUGUCAGACCAGGAGGAAGGUGCAUACAUCCAGCAGAUAACCACCAUAGACGGUCAGACGGUCCAGCAUCUGAUGACGGGAGACAACCAGGUGACUGAGGUCCAGUAUAUCAUCUCACAGGAUGGAGUUCAACACUUACUUCCUCAAGAGUAUGUAGUAGUAGCUGAUGGCAACCACAUACAGAUGCCAGACGGACAGAUAAUCCAGUACGAACAUGACAGAACCAUUGUUCAGGAGCAACAGAUUGCUGUAAGUCACGACGGUCAGAUCCAGUACCUACCUGUCAGCUCUGAUCAACAAAUCGUGAAUGCUGAAGAUCUGGAGGCUGCUGCCCACUCUGCUGUCACAGCCGUAGCAGACGCAGCCAUGACACAGACCCAGACAGUCUACACUGAGGCUACACCUGAGCAACUGGAAGAGCUGCAGCAACAGGGCAUCCACUAUGAUGUCAUUACUUUCUCCAAUGAAUAUAUCUGUCUUCUAAAAGGCCAGGAGAGGAUUAAAGAGUUCGAGCACAUUUUCCUGAGACUCUCCUUUCCUUCAUUUUACAACAGCUACAACAAGGCUUGCUGUAAACUGUAUCCGGGAGGCUGCUACAGGCUGAUGGACAGUUCAGGAUAUACCUGUGAACUUUUGAAAGGAAGAGUGACCAAAAUUGAAAAAGAUGGCUGGAUUGAAUUUAGAAUAUCAAAUGUGCAAUUUGUAGAUGGAGGCUUUUACAGGUGUGUCGUGCUGGGAACCCCAAAUCACAUCUACAGGGACUAUUAUGUAGAAGUGUCUGAAGUUUCAGAUCACUUCAGCCAUUCACAGCCUCCAAUCACAGGGACCACCAAAGCCCCCGGUACAUCCACAGCACUUCCAGAGUCCACUAGACCUGCUUUAGCAGAGGACCACAGUGACAGCAACAGAGUCUCCUGGAGUUUUAGUUUGCCGCUGGCUGUCAUUGUGGCAAUUACAGUGAUGAUGUUCAUCAGUUCAGUGAUUGGUGUUGUUUGCUGCAGAGUCAGGACAAAAUCCAAACCGCUAGACAAAUAUGGAGAAACUCACUGUGACUCACUGAACCAAGAAGCUUCGGAAACGAGUGGCAUAGUCUACACAGUGGUGGAUUUCAGGGCUCUGCAGAAGCCCGAAGAAGUGUAUGCAAAUGUGAGGAUGCACAAAGCACCAACAGGAGCUGCUGACGAAGAGCAUGCUGGGAUGGUGGAAUACUCCAUACUGGCAUUCCAACCGUGA
This is a messenger RNA of Pelmatolapia mariae (spotted tilapia), 7830 nucleotides long. RefSeq lists its product as uncharacterized. Lineage: Eukaryota; Metazoa; Chordata; Actinopteri; Cichliformes; Cichlidae. Gene Ontology annotation, molecular function: RNA polymerase II cis-regulatory region sequence-specific DNA binding; zinc ion binding; metalloendopeptidase activity. Gene Ontology annotation, cellular component: nucleus; extracellular matrix. The record is from RefSeq and is a predicted model, not a curated record. The transcript is spliced from 47 exons. Gene Ontology annotation, biological process: brain development; proteolysis; positive regulation of neurogenesis.